This is a messenger RNA of Calypte anna (Anna's hummingbird), 936 nucleotides long. It is a transcript of the gene TESC, whose product is annotated as tescalcin. NCBI's taxonomy places the organism in Eukaryota, Metazoa, Chordata, Aves, Apodiformes, Trochilidae. Bases 95 to 739 code for a protein of 214 amino acids. The transcript has 8 exons. The record is from RefSeq and is a predicted model, not a curated record. Gene Ontology annotation, molecular function: calcium ion binding.
CCUUACGAGCAGCGGAGGCGGAGGCGGCGGAGCCCGGUGCAGCGAUCCGCGGAGCGCCGGUUCCUGGCCCGGUCCGGCCCGGUCCGGCCCGGCCAUGGGCUCCGCUCACUCCGUGCCCGCCGAGAUGCGGGCGCUGGCGGACAGGACCGGCUUCACCUCUGAACAGAUUGAGCACCUGCACCGGCGAUUCAAGCAGCUGAGCAGGGACCAGCUGACCAUCCGCAAGGAGAACUUUGACAGCAUCCCCGACCUGGAGUUCAACCCAAUCAGGGGAAAAAUCGUCCAUGCCUUUUUUGACAAGAGGAACCUGCGGCAGGAGUCGGAUGGGCUGGCAGAUGAGAUAAACUUUGAAGACUUCCUGACCAUCAUGUCCUACUUCAGACCCAUCGAGAUGGACAUGGAUGAGGAGCAGUUGGAUCGCUUUCGGAAAAAGAAACUGAAAUUCCUCUUCCACAUGUAUGACUCGGAUCACGAUGGGAAGAUCACACUGCAGGAGUACAGAAAUGUGGUGGAGGAGCUGCUGUCAGGGAACCCCCACCUGGAGAAGGAGUCAGCGAGGUCCAUCGCCGAUGGGGCCAUGAUGGAGGCAGCCAGCAUCUGUGUGGGACAAAUGGGGCCAGACCAGGUGUAUGAGGGCAUCACCUUCGAAGACUUCCUGAAGAUGUGGCAGGGGAUUGACAUUGAAACCAAGAUGCACGUCCGCUUCCUCAACAUGGAGACCAUCGCCCACUGCUACUGACCUCCCAGCACCCUGGGAGCCAGAGGAGGAGGAGGAGGAAGGAGAUAGAGGAGGAGGAGGAAGACUCUGCAGCAGCUCCAUGUUCCUGGCACCAAGAGCUUUGUGCCCACCCGUGUGCCUGUCCCCAUGGUGGGGCUGCCUUCUGCUCUCUGGAAACAGAAGAGGCUUUUAUCCAUAAUAAAAGGGAUUUCUCUUUU